CGAUCCUUCAGUAGAGGAACUGACAGCUCAAAGACUAUUAAUCUUUAGGGCAGAUGAUAUGAGUGAGUACUCUGCUGUGCGUGUGGGGAAGUUGAAGCUGAAGGGAGGCAAGGGAACGCUGGGUGGUAAGAAGAGGAAGAGAAAGAGACACCACUCCAAAUCAGAGGAGACUGGGGAAGGACCACUGAGACAUGGCAGCUGGCGACAGGUGUCAGAGCUGAUGGAGGCCAAAGACAAGGCAGUGUUUGAGGUACACACAGGUGGUUAUAUCAUCGCCCUGGACACGGGAUACUUCACUGUGGGCGGUACCAAGGAAGAGGGCGACCAACCAGAUCCUGCCGAAGUAUUCACUGUGGUACGUGUGUCCGACAACAAGAUAGCGCUGAAGACAGCUUUUGGUCGCUAUGUAAGUGUCAACUCAGCGGGCGAGCUGAUUGGGCGCUCAGAAGCUGUGGGACCUAGGGAGACGUGGGAUCCUGUGUUUGAGGAGAGUAAGCUGGCAUUGUGUGCGUGCACUCAUCGCUUUGUGACCGUGACUAGCGACCAUAAACUAAUGGCAAGUAGCGAGCAAGCCAAAGAGAAGGAGAUACUUGUGAUGUAUACGGACAUGUCCGGGAUCAAAAAGGUCAAAACGGACACGGAAACGGAAGCGGAAGAAGCCACUAAAGACAUGAAAGGCUUUGAAGUGGGAUACGUGAAGAAGUUCCAGAGCUUCCAAGACCGCAAACUGAGAAUCAACGAUGGAGGCACUACUGAUUUGAGUAAAGCACAGGCCAAGGGCAAACUGCACGAGGCUCUACUGGACAGGAGGGAGAAGAUGAAGGCAGACAGAUACUGCAAAUAGCUCCAGAAAUACUUACUAGUCACUAUCACCUUUUCCUAUAAUUAUAAUCCUCUGUAUGCACAUAAUUAUAAUAAGUAUUAUUUAAAGAAAAAAUAAUCGGCUAUAGAAAUAAAAUUAGCUAAAUAGAACGAUGCUAUUAAUUACAAGCACUUGUCUUUAUCGAUCAUGCUUCAGUUCAACUGUUCAAUUAAAUUUUAAUAAAGAUUAUUAUA
Messenger RNA from Halichondria panicea, 1056 nucleotides. RefSeq names its product protein FRG1-like. Gene Ontology annotation, cellular component: nucleolus; striated muscle dense body; catalytic step 2 spliceosome. Bases 59 to 844 code for a protein of 261 amino acids. Gene Ontology annotation, molecular function: actin filament binding. The record is from RefSeq and is a predicted model, not a curated record. The transcript has 6 exons. NCBI's taxonomy places the organism in Eukaryota, Metazoa, Porifera, Demospongiae, Suberitida, Halichondriidae.